Messenger RNA from Triticum turgidum subsp. durum (durum wheat), 2580 nucleotides. The record is from the annotation of a GenBank genome assembly. NCBI's taxonomy places the organism in Eukaryota, Viridiplantae, Streptophyta, Magnoliopsida, Poales, Poaceae.
AUGGCCCUUGGCAAGGCGGCUGCGAGUUGGCGCUCCUGGAUCACGGGCGAUACCACUUUGGUGAAGGUGCAAGCGUUCACGGCAAACAGCGGGUAUCCAUGUGAGAAGACGCAUAACAUGUUUCCGGUGAUGGUGCGGGUCACGGCACUGGACGAGGUGGGAGGCUCCAAGCCGCAGCGGCACGUUGGUGUUGAUAUCGUGGCUGUACUAGACAUCAGCGGGAGCAUGUUCGGGGACAAGCUGGAGCAGAUGAAGCAGGCCAUGACAAACGUCAUUGACAAGCUCGGCAACGACGACCGGCUCUCCAUCGUAUCCUUUGAGUCCAAUGUGUACCGCCUCAUGGAGCUCACAUACAUGUCUGAGCAAGGCCGGAGAGCCGCUCGGGACAAGAUCAAUGAGCUCUUCACCAAAGGUGGCACCAACAUGGGCCCGGCUCUGCACGAGGGAGCUCAGGUUUUGCGGGGGCGCCAAACUCAGGAGAUGAGCAGCCGUGUAGGUUGCAUCGUGUUCCUGUCGGAUGGUUUGGACGAUGGUAUCUUCAAGGAAACUAUUAGCCCUGAUUUCCCAGUGCACACCUUUGGCUUGGGCGACGACCACGACCCUCAUGCCUUGAAGUACAUCGCCGACCAGACCUCGGGCACCUACUCCUUCGUCAACAAGGACCCCAAGAAGAUUAACUACGCCUUCCAGCUAUUCAUUGCUGGCAUCACGUCCGUCGCCGCCACGUCCGUCGAGAUCACCCUCGGGACUCCUUAUGGUGUCCUCAUAUCGUCCAUCGCGUCUGGAGGCUACCCCAACAAAACUGGCGCCGACGGGCGGUCUGGCACCGUGCACAUCAACAACAUGUACGCCGGUGACAAGAAGAACUUCAUCGUCUACCUGGUGCUGCCAGCCACAAAGGAGGGCAAGCAAACGGUCCUGACCAUUGGUGGCCAGUACCAUGGCCUCAGUGCCGUGAGCAAGCAGCUGGCCGACAUUGACGUGUCUGUCAUGCGACCACUUGAUAAAUACUCCAGCAAACUAUCCGAGGACCAUGAUGUGGCACAAGAGCUCGCACGGGUGAAACGGCUGAAUGAAAUCCGCUCAGCUUAUGAGGCAGAAGAGCUCGCACGGAUCAAUCAGCUCAAGGCCAAUGGUUCACUUUCUCCUCAACAGCAACAAGCCUAUCUUGCUAGUCUUGCUAGCAGGAUGAAAACAUUAUUGGACACUUUCCAAAAUGUGCCAGCCUUCAAGGAGGAUUAUCAGAAGAUGGUGCCGGCAGACAUCCGCAACACCGAACAGUACAAGAAAUCAGGGCUCCCUUACAUGUUGUCAUGGCUAUCUUCGAACAAUUGGCAGCGUGCAACCACCAUGGACGAUCUCUUCAAUGCUCAUUUCCUGACCCCGGGCCAAAAAGAUGUCCAGGACGCCAGCAAGGCUGCCGAUGCCUCUGCAGCCGCUGCCGCUGCUAAUCCUGCUGCUUCUCCUUCUCCUACUACUAGAUGGGGAAAGAUCAUCGCAAGGGCAAAGAGCAACCCCUGCUCUUGCUUGCUACCGAGUGUUGCUGUGGCACUUGCACUGGCCUCGCUCUUUCUAGCGAUGCUCUACUCUGCAGUCGAGGGAAGCUCCAAGCCGGCGAUGAACUUAGGCCCGCUGCAGUAUCCCAUUCUCACAGACAGCAACUAUGCUGCAUGGGCCAUCAAGAUGGAGGCAUACAUGCGUGCUCAAGGAGUUUGGGACGCGGUGGUAGCCAAAGAUCAUCCCAAAGUUUCUGCGAGAAACAACCAAAUGGCAUUAGCCGCCAUUUACCAAGCUAUCCCGGAGGGGACGUUGUUCCUCCUAUCCCAAAAGAAUACAGCCAAGUCGGCGUGGGAGGCGCUCAAGACCAUGCACAUCGGAGACCAGCGCCUGAGGGAUGCCAAGCUGCAAACCCUCAAGCUGGAGUUUGAGGGGUUGCGCAUGAAGGAGACGGAGUCCACCGACGACUUCGCCGUCCGGCUGACGACGGUCGUCAACAAGAUCCACGCACUCGGUGAACGCAUCGAGGAGCCAUACACCGUCAAGAAGUUCCUCCGCGCCGUCCCCAACAAGUACCUCCAGAUUGCUUCAACCAUCGAGCAGUUUGGCGACCUCAACACCAUGACACUCCAGGAGGUUAUUGGGCGGCUCAAGGUGCAUGAGGAGCGCCUAGGACGACUCGGCGCUGCCGAGAAGGAGAAUGAGUUGUUGACACGCGCUGAGUGGAUAGCAAGGGAAGAGGCCGACCAUCUCAGCCGUGAUGCAACCAAGGUAUAUGCUUCAGUUGCCAAGAUCCUCCUUCGUGAUGCCGAGAAGGAGAAUGAGUUGUUGACGCAUGCUGAGUGGAAAGCGAGGGAAGUGGUUGAUCAGCUCAACCAUGAUGCACCCAAGGUAUAUGCUUCAGUUGCCAAGAUACUCCUCGGCAGGAGCGGGGGAGGCUAUGGCGGUGACACACACCGGGUAAGCGCUUCCAUUGCUAAGAUUUUGGACACUUUGUUUACAAGUGCCGCGAGGAAGGAAAGGGAGGUGAAAUCCCUAAUCGCCGAAGCUCAUGGUGACAAUGAAGCAACUCUUCGCCUCUGA